AUGAGUUUAUACCUUGAUGACCCUCAGGCGGUCGAGAAGAGUGCUACAGCAGAAGCGCGCGAGUCGAAACGACAGAAGGCUAUUGAAAAGCUUUCGGAUAGCUUGGAUACCUUCGAGAUGAGGAUCAACACAGGAUCAAGAGUGCGCAAGUGGCAGUAUGACGAUAUCAAGAAAGGCCUUGGAUCAUCAUUUUACUGGAGUCUCGACAGCAGGAAGGACUUUGCUCAACAUAUGACCGAACAAGGAUGGAUUGCUGAGGUCUGUGAUACCGAGGCGGACGUCAAGAUUGCCAGAGAUGCACAGUCAAGGGAUAUUAUUAUCUCCGGAGAUUCUGAUAUGCUCGGUUACGCGAACAUCCACACUCUGUGGCGCCCUGUCUCCAAGUCCGUAAUCCUGGUCUACUCUCUGCCAGAUAUCCUCAAGACCAUCGGAUUCACACGUGCGCAACUCACGGCGCUUGCGGUUGUCUCUAAGAAUGACUACCAACGCAAUAUCAAGGGCCUUGAUCCCCAUUUGAUUGUUGCCGCGUAUCUGUCCGACCCCACCGUUAUCUCCAAAAACAAGCUGGAGGCGACAUUCAAGGAUUCCAUCCGAGACUUUAUUGAGAUGAGGCAACAAGUCAUGAACCCACUCCGGCCGAACCCAACCCAAGCAGUUUAUCAUGCUUUACAGGAGCGUUUCCGAGACCUAUGCCAGAAGCGCGAAUCUCUCAAAGAUGUCAAAGGAAGCGAAGCUCAGCCAACGCCUGUCGAAGAGCCGAUUGGAAUCCCCCGUUCAUUCAAUCGAUAUCGCACAGUGGAGUCUCCAGCAAACGUAGCGAAGGACACAAGAGUUCCUUCCCCACCACCUGAGGAUAGUGGCCACCCGGCUUUGGCUAGGACAAGAAUCCCACGUCAUCGUGAGCGGUUCUCGUUUCAAGAACGAACUCGCAAAAGGCUCCGUGCUCCACCUCCUCGCAUGAAACAGAUGACACUCAAGUUCUACAAACAGCCCCCCGAGACAAGCGCCAAGUCUCCUCCCAAGCCGAAGACCAACGUCGAGAAGGCGCCUGCUUCGGCCAAGAAGCCCUUAACAGAGAUGAAGAAGGCUGGUCUUGUUCGGUCGCUCGCCUGGCGCCACCCAACAGUCAGCCUUAAGGUGGGAACUAUCAACACCAAUACCAAGAGAGUUUUUUUUGGGUGGGCAGACAUCAACAACCCCCUCUCCGACUACACCAGGAUCUAUCGCGCCCUUUCCAACGACGCCCACUCUGUCCGCGUCCGAUCCACAGAGUGUUCCCGUCUGGCGGCCGACAAAAAACGCGAGGCUCAGCGUCUUAUUGGUAUCUUCGUGGAGACACUACGUAUUCGGAUGGAUUCCGCGGAGGAGGCCCUCAGGAUCGAGCUGCCGCCCGAAAAACUGACCGUGUCGGAAGAACAGCGCACUAAAGCGCGCAGAGAUGCUGUCUCAGACACUGAGCGCAAGAUCCUCGACCACCUGGAUUUGAAAGGAUUCGGAGCGAGAGAUCUCUUACCCAAGGACAAGGACGAAGACGAGGACAAGGACAAGGGUAAGAAGGAGAAGACUAGCCCUGGAAUUGUCGUCAACUAUCUGAUCGACUGGCUUGUCACUAGCCAUUUCUACGACCCAGUCGGAGGCGAGGUGAGAUCGAGGUCAAGAUGCCCUAUACUCCUACGAGCAGAUCUCGACCAUCGAAAACUUCGUGUUCCUCAACAAGCUCACCAGCAACAGCAGGCGAAUAGUACCUCUCACUACCUCACAGCAGCUGUUUGUAUCGUUUUCAGAACGGGAGUUGGGGACUGGAUUGGAUCCAAGGAGCCAGACUUUAUUAUCAAGCAUUUCAUCUGUGAUGUUGGCUCGGAGGGAUUGACCAGCAGACAGAAGAAGAAGGCUGGACAUCGAGCAGCAGUCAGAUUGUGGACGCUGGAUGAUAUUCGGUCGCGUCUGCAGCAGUUCCUGCAGGAGGAUGAGAAGAAGGUCAAGAAGAAUAUCAAGGAUGAUGACGAGGGCGAGUUCCACCCGGCUAUGUACAAGGAGAAGGGCUAUCCAGGAGUCGACGUCAAGGACAUCAGAACUUUAACCUUGGAUGCUGGACAGGCCUGCAUUGUUGGAGCAUUUGCUCAUCUCCCCGAGGAAAUUGCGAAGAGGGUGAAGGGCAAGGAGGUUGCCAAGGAUCUGUCUUCCAGCGACAUGGAGGGCGUUGUCGCCACAGGACCUCUGGACCCUGCGUCUGUGUCAACAUCAUCAGUCUCCUCAGCGUCGACUAUGGCAUCCUUGUUGACACCUCUGGAUACCUCCGGCGGCUCCUCUUCUAACGACUCGGCUCCUCGAUCUGCAAAGAAUGUCUCAUCGCCAUCCAUCUCACCUCAGCCCUCCACGGCCAACCCAGCCCUGUCACCAAGACCGGUAGAGCAGGAGGAGGAGAUGUUGAAAGCAUUCUACAACGGUCCGGAUGGCAAGUACAAACGGAAUCAUUGGGACAUGCAGCGAGCGCGCCAUGGGGAAUUCCAGCUUAUCGCCCAUCGUUUGCUUGGAAUUGUGGGAGGAGGACUUGGGAUACUCAGCGAUCCGUCCAAACCCGUCAUCAUUGGGAUAGGAUUAGGGAAAUUCGGGACCAAGAGUGGAUUGACGUCGCUUCAUUCUACUUUCCUCUCCUACUUUGUACCCUUGGGCUAUCUCCUCGACUUGCAGCACCCCGACUAUCUCUACCCAAUCGCCCCAGUUGGAAGUAUGCCCUGGAAGGAAGCAAGCAGCGGACUCGGAACCCCCUCCACCACAGGCUCCACCGCAACCAAGACCGCUACUACUAGUGGCCUCACCAAGGUUGCCCUUCGGUCCAAAGGUCAGCGGAAACGAUCGUCGACUGCUUCGAGUCUGAAGCAAGCCCCCUCGAAGUCAGCAAGAAAUUAG
Messenger RNA from Linnemannia hyalina, 2910 nucleotides. The record is from the annotation of a GenBank genome assembly. Lineage: Eukaryota; Fungi; Mortierellomycota; Mortierellomycetes; Mortierellales; Mortierellaceae.